AUGGAGGCAGCUCCCCUGGCGCUGGCCCACACCCACGCGCGAAACGCAGUUCUGGAAACCCGCAAAUCUAACCCGGUCGCUGCCAGCGAGGAACAUGACCUGGCUGCUGGGGAGUUUGCAACGGCUGCGCAGAGCAGCUCGGAUCAGGAGGCACUCCGCACCUUACAUUUGCUUGAACACCACCAUAAGAGGCUGGCAGAAAUCUUGAGAUUUCAACAUGAACAUCCCUCUAGCACCGUCAGCGAAACCCCAGCCGCUACUGCCGUCCUGAAGCCAUCGACUCAGCCUGCGACAACAGAUGCUGGAGCCGCCAAGUUCCCGAGCCAAGAUGCCCAAAAUCCCACCCCAAGACUCCCAGGCGCCCCUCGAUUACCUAGUCGUGAAUCCUCGUCGAUUGCAAGCGAUCUAGCUUCCGCCCGAGGCAUUCCGGCGCACCCUCGUCGUGGUUCACCGGUGUCGCCGACCCUGUCCUCACAUCAAGCCGGUGCGAAGAUGACCGAGGGGCCAUCCCGGAUCAAAAGUGGAGAGGCACGACUUCGAGAGGUUCCCGCAAAGAGUCGAAACAGUCGUGCUCCGGCAGGAAGACAACCAUGGUCCCCCCCGCUGCCCAGCCAUACCGAGGUCACUGCUCAGCAAGUAUUGCCUCCAGAUUCUGCCGAGUCAACGCAUCCGAAAGCCAAGCCUGCCACUGCGGAUGAACCUUUCCAGCGGUUUUAUUCAACAUUCGAAGGUCUGAUCUCCAAGAUUUCAGCCCCCCUGGCAUUUGCUGGGCUGCCCUUGGGAACUGAGGACCCUACGAAGGCUACACCUCUACCCCGCAAGUCCCCCGCAGAGACUAAAUUGGACCGCCACCAUGCAACCUCAGACCGAGGAGCCUCUGCCAAGGAGCCGGAUGUCAAUCGGCUCUUUUCCCGUGCGGCACUACGAUCUGUCCAGGACAUGUCCGGGGCAGCAAUUCCUGGAAACCCAGCGGAGUCAUUUUACGUCGUCCCCACGACGGGUGGAUCAAUGCCGUAUGCUGGGAUCUUGUCGCGAGCUGAGAAAGAAGCGCGUCGAAACAGUCUAGAGGACGGUGAUGAUGACUUCGUCGAUGCUCGAGAAACACCGCCUUCCCCGGAGGUGCGUCAAAGCACCGGUAACGCCAAGGCGCGCGCAGUACGCCGAGAUGCUGCCGACAAACUUAUGAGCUUGCAGAAUUCAAAGACAUUAGAGGAGCUGCAGAUGGAAAACCAGGCUCUGAAACAACUUUCCGAUACCCUUUCAAAGCGGCUACACAUGUGGGAAGUAAAUGCGCAGUCUUCAUCGAUGGCACUUCAGCAGUCUCUGAGAGCAAUGCAUCACCAUAAUGCCGGAUCUCCGGAAAAUCUACAGCAUGUUUCGUCUGCUACAAACUCUCCCAUGGCACAUAUGUCCGUUGCACCCGCCAUGUCAGACUCGGACCCCCGUCUCAAAGAACUGGAGGAGAUUGUUCGGCGCAGCGAGCAAGAGCUAGAACGUGUCGGGCGUGAGAACGAUAAGCUAAAAAACGUCCUUGGACGUUAUCGAGACAAUUGGGAGAAAUUGAAGGAAGGCGCCAAAACUCGACGUGCGAAAGGUCGAGCUAGCGACGGUCCAAGUGCCCCAUCCACGCCUGCUCUGGGAACUAAGAACCCGGAUUUCCCAGAACUCUCGCAGCCAGAUGGUUCAUCUAGCAAAGUAACCGCUCCUACUGGCUCUGGGUCAGAGCCUGAAUGCAAUGUGGAAACUGCUGACGCUUGA
Molecule: messenger RNA, 1758 nt
Organism: Penicillium macrosclerotiorum
Lineage: Eukaryota; Fungi; Ascomycota; Eurotiomycetes; Eurotiales; Aspergillaceae
Exons: 3
Coding region: 1-1758 (585 amino acids)
Source: RefSeq, a predicted model, not a curated record